Molecule: messenger RNA, 1604 nt
Organism: Drosophila hydei
Lineage: Eukaryota; Metazoa; Arthropoda; Insecta; Diptera; Drosophilidae
Gene: l(2)37Cd
Product: general transcription factor 3C polypeptide 5
Exons: 4
Coding region: 82-1539 (485 amino acids)
Biological process (GO): transcription initiation at RNA polymerase III promoter
Cellular component (GO): transcription factor TFIIIC complex
Source: RefSeq, a predicted model, not a curated record
GCGCGCUGCUCGUAGCCCUAGUUCUCGAAAGAUACAAGUUAUAAAUAUUCUUGCAGAAUAGUAAACAAAUUAGUUUUAAGCAUGUCUCGCCAAUUAAGUUUUUGUCCACAGCAGGAAUAUGAACUUAUUGAAUAUCCUGGACGUGUGGUCAACACAGACCGCAUGUUGUCCACCUUAGGUGGCAUUGUCAACAUAUCGAAGGUCCUGGGUGAUGAGAAGAAACGCUUAGAGUUGCGUUUUCAUCCAGAGAAUCCAUAUAAUAAGCCCGCCUUCGGUGACUGCACAGACAAAUCCGGGGUUUUAUUGUCGGUAACCGUGCGACGACAUAAACGCGACAAGUCCCGUCCACCUCAACAUUUUGUCCGCGUCCUGGGCCAUUGCAGCCGAAGUUUCUCAUUCGAUUCGCUUUGUGAUUUCCAGUACCUGCCGCUAUGGAGCACGCCCAAAAGUGAAGACGCUGGCGCCGCAACAGAACUUAAAUACGCCCUCGAACAGUUGCAGCCACGCGAUGUUACAGAUUUGGAAUACUUCAGCCGCCCGCACCCGGAGUUGCUUUGUCUGCCAGAACUCUUUGCACGUGUUGACAUCGUGCAUAGUGGGCACUAUCGGAUGGAUGGCACUGGCGAUGGCCGUGAUGAAGUGCUUGGAGUGUCGGCGAAAUCCACCUAUGACAAUCACGAUGUCGUCUCCUUCAAUAUGCAGGAUACGUUUCCCACUCAGCCAGAUGGACAGAUUCAUAAGCGACUUAAAGUCAAAUAUGUAUCGGACGAGCAAUUCGCUCGCGUUAAAAAGCUAUUUGAUGAAAUUCCAAUUUGGACGCGUAUAGCGCUACUCUACGAAUCGGGCGUCACUAACGAAAAGCUCAAAUGCAUUAUACCCUCGCUAGCCUUUUACUUCAGCAAUGGCCCUUGGCGUACGCUGUAUGUGCGCUAUGGCUAUGAUCCACGCAAGGACUUCAAGAGUCGACAUUAUCAGACAUUUGAUUUUCGCUUACGGUUCGGCUCGGGCGUUUCGGAAUUCGUCUACUCCCGCAAAUCGGCAAAACAGAAGAGACCACCAACGACCGCCAACGAGGAGCUGAAAAGUGAAUUGGUCCAAAACAUAGAUUAUCCAUAUUUCGAUGAUAAAAAGCUUCCACGCUCUAGGCAGUGCAUGCUACGUUAUUGCGAUGUGCAACUGCCUAAAAUACAGGAAAUGCUGGAAAAGAUACCGACACCGUUAACAGGCGCUGUUUGCAAUGAACGAACCGGCUGGCUGCCACCUAGCUUUGAUGCACAGGUGAGACAGAUUGUGUGCGCCACAAUCAGUGACUUGUUGCGAAAUCAUUAUCGAAAAGAGCAUCUGACUGCCGAGGUGGAGGCUGUGCCCCAGGCCGAUGGCGAAGCCGAAGCCGAGGCUGACGCUGAGGCUGAAGACGAGGAAUAUUUUAUAGAAGACGAAGAGACUCUAGAGGAGGAUAUGGAUCUGGAUGAAACACCAAUUACCGAAAAUAUCGUCGAUAAGAACAUCGAACAGUUGCUUAACAAUAUUACAAACUAAUCUUAUGGAAUGCACAACGAUUUAAUCUGUGAUCUAUCAUAAUUUUACAAUAUACUUAAUAGAGU